UGACAUCCUGGCCAUCAUUUGGUGACAGACAUGGGCUUCCUGAGGCAGAUACGACUUUUGCUUUGGAAGAACUGGACACUCAGGAAAAGGCAAAAGAUUCGUUUUGUUGUGGAACUUGUGUGGCCUUUGUCUUUAUUUGUUGUCCUGAUCUGGCUAAGGAAUGCCAACCCAUUGUACAGCCAGCAUGAAUGCCAUUUCCCCAACAAGGCAAUGCCCUCAGCUGGACUGCUGCCGUGGCUCCAAGGGAUUUUUUGCAACGUGAACAAUCCUUGUUUCCAGAACCCCACCCAGGGAGAAUCACCUGGCAUUGUGUCAAACUAUAACAACUCCAUAUUGGCAAGGGUCUACCAAGAUGUUCAAGAGCUCCUGAUAAAUGCGCCAGAAAGCAAACUCCUUGGUCAGAUUUGGAAUGAACUACGUACAUUAUCCCAGCUCAUGGAGACUCUCAGGACUCACCCUGAGAGAAUUGCAGGCAAAGGUAUCCGAAUCAAGGACAUUCUAAAAGAAGAGGAGACACUGACACAUUUUCUGGUGCACACAUUCGGCUUGCCUGACUCUGUGGUCUAUCUUCUGAUGUACUCCCAAGUCCGUGCUGAGCAGUUUGCCUAUGGUGUCCCAGACCUGAUGCUCAAAGACAUUGCCUGCAGUGAAGCCCUGCUAAACCGGUUCAUCAUUUUCAGCCAGCGGCGAGGGGCACAGACUGUCCAGAGGGCCAUGUGCCCCUUGUCCCAAGGCAACCUGCAGUGGGUGGAAGAUGCUCUGUAUUCUAAUGUGGACUUCUUUAAGCUCUUUCAGGUGCUUCCCACACUCUUAGAUGGCAGCUCUCAAGGUAUCAGUCUGAGAUCCUGGGGAACAGCUUUAUCUAAUAUAUCUCCAAGAGUGCAAGAGCUAGCCCGUCGGCCGAGUGUCCAGGACCUGCUGUGGGUAACAGGACCCCUCCUGCAGAAUGGAGGGCCAGAGUCAUUUAGCCAGUUGAUGAGGAUUCUCUCUGAGCUCCUGUGUGGUUACCCAGAGGGGGGUGGCUCCAGAGUGUUUUCCUAUAACUGGUAUGAAGACAACAACUACAAAGCCUUCCUAGGCAUAGAUCCUUCCAGAAAAGAUCCUGUCUAUUCUUAUGAUAAGAGAACAACAUCAUUUUGCAAUUCAUUGAUCCAGAACAUGGAAGCAAACCCUCUAACUAAAAUAGCCUGGAGGGCAGCAAAGCCCUUGCUGAUGGGGAAAAUCCUCUUUACUCCGGAUUCCCCUGCUGUUCGUCGGAUAUUAAAGCAUGCCAACUCGACUUUUGAAGAGCUGGAUCGUGUUAGAAAGUUUCUCAAGGCAUGGGAAGAAGUAGGGCCUCAGAUCUGGCAUUUCUUUGACAACAGCACACAGAUCACCAUGAUCCGAGAUACUCUGGAGAAUCCAACAGUGAAAAACUUUGUGAACAGACAGCUGGAUGGGGAAGGAAUCACAGUUGAAGCCAUACUCAGCUUUCUCUAUAAUGGGCCUCAGGAGGGCCAGCCUAAAGACAUGGUCCACUUUGGCUGGAGGACUGUCUUCAACUUCACAGACCGCGCCUUUCGUCUGUUUCAUCAGUACAUGGAGUGCUUGACCCUGGAUAAAUUUGAAGGCUAUGAUGAUGAAAUCCAACUCACCCACCGAGCCCUCUCCCUGCUGGAGCAGAAUCGAUUCUGGGCUGGAGUGGUGUUCUCUGAUAUCUACCCCUGGAACAGUGAGCCACCACGUCAUGUGAAGUAUAAGAUCCGCAUGGACAUAGAUGCAGUGGAAAAAACCAAUAAGAUCAAAGACAGGUACUGGGAUCCUGGUCCAAGAGCUGAUCCAGUGGAAGACUUCCGUUACAUUUGGGGUGGGUUUGCCUAUCUACAGGACAUGAUUGAACAAGGGAUUAUAAGGAGCCUGACCAAGGCAGACGUGCCUAUUGGAGUCUAUCUGCAGCAGAUGCCAUACCCCUGCUUUGUAGAUGAUGUCUUUAUGAUCACUCUGAAUCGCUGCUUCCCAGUGUUCAUGGUGUUGGCCUGGAUCUACUCAGUCUCUAUGAUAGUGAAGAGCAUCGUGCUGGAAAAGGAGAUGAGGCUAAAGGAGACCUUGAAAAACCGUGGUGUUUCCAAUGCCGUCAUCUGGUGUACCUGGUUCUUGGACAGCUUCUCUGUCAUGGUGAUGAGCACAUUCCUCUUGACAGCUUUCAUCACGCAUGGUCGAGUCCUGCACUACAGCAACCCAGUCAUCCUCUUCCUGUUCCUCUUGGCGUUCUCCAUUGCUACCAUCAUGCAGUGCUUCCUCUUCAGUGCCUUCUUCUCCAAGGCCAACCUGGCAGCAGCUUGCAGUGGCGUCCUCUACUUCACCCUCUACCUGCCUCAUAUCCUGUGCUUUGCUUGGCAGGAACAUAUGACAGCCCAGAUGAAGGAGAUGGUGAGCCUGCUGUCUCCGGUGGCAUUUGGGUUUGGCACUGAGUACCUGUCUCGCUAUGAAGAGCAAGGCCUUGGACUCCAGUGGGACAACAUUGGCAAGAGCCCCAUGGAAGGGGAUGAAUUCAGUUUCUUGCUCUCCAUCAAAAUGAUGUUGCUUGAUGCCGUGCUUUAUGGCUUUUUGGCCUGGUAUCUUGACCAAGUGUUUCCUGGGGACUACGGAACACCCCUUCCUUGGUUUUUCCUUCUGCAAGAGUCCUAUUGGCUUGGAGGUGAAGGAUGUUCAACAAGAGAAGAAAGGGCUCUGGAAAAGACUGAACCCAUAACAGAAGAAAUGGAAGACCCAGAUCACCCAGGAGGGGUACACGAUACCUUCUUUGAGAAAGAGCUCCCGGGACUGGUCCCUGGAGUGUGCGUGCAGAAUCUGGUGAAGGUCUUUGACUACCGAGGCAAGCCGGCAGUGGACCGCCUGAACAUCACUUUCUAUGAGAACCAGAUCACUGCCUUCCUCGGGCACAACGGGGCUGGGAAAACCACCACCAUGUCCAUCCUGACGGGGCUGCUGCCUGCUACCUCUGGCACUGUGCUGAUUGGUGGGAAAGACAUUGAGACCAGCAUGGAUGUCAUCCGGCAAAGCCUGGGCAUGUGUCCGCAGCACAACAUCCUCUUCCACCAUCUCACAGUGGCUGAACACAUCCUGCUUUAUGCACAGCUGAAGGGGAAGUCGAGGAAGGAGGCACAGCUGGAGAUGGAAACCAUGUUGGAAGACACCGGCCUUCACCACAAAAGGAAUGAAGAGGCUCAGAACCUGUCAGGGGGCAUGCAGAGGAAGCUGUCAGUUGCCAUUGCCUUUGUGGGAGAUGCCAAGGUGAUCGUUUUGGAUGAACCCACCUCUGGGGUGGACCCCUAUUCCAGGCGCUCCAUCUGGGACUUGCUCUUGAAGUAUCGCGCAGGCCGAACCAUCAUCAUGUCCACUCAUCAUAUGGAUGAGGCUGACCUCCUGGGGGACCGGAUAGCCAUCAUUUCCCAGGGCAGGCUGUACUGUUCAGGGACUCCCCUUUUUCUGAAGAACUGCUUCGGCACGGGUUUCUAUCUAACCUUGGUGCGUAAGAUGAAAAACAUUCAGAGCCACGGGAAAGGCUGUGAGGAGGCCUGCAACUGUCCAUCCAAAGGUCUGUCCAUCAGCUGCCCAAAGGUUGGAGAGAUAACGGCAGAACAAGUAUUGGAUGGAGAUGUAAACGAGCUAAUUGAAAUGAUCCAUCAUCACGUGCCAGAAGCAAAGCUAGUAGAAUGUAUUGGCCAAGAGCUUAUUUUUCUCCUCCCAAAUAAGGAUUUCAAGCAGAGGGCCUAUGCCAGCCUCUUCAGAGAAUUAGAGGAAACACUCCCUGACCUGGGCCUCAGCAGCUUUGGAAUUUCUGACACUCCCCUGGAAGAGAUUUUCCUGAGAGUCACAGGAGAUUCUGAAUCAGGAGCACUGUUUGUAGGUGACACUCAGCAGAAAGGACCAAGUUUUAACUUUAGAAACCCCAGUUCAAAUAGCAAUGAGAAAUCAACAAAAGGGCCCCAGGCCUCCAACGGCUCCCCAGCCCCAGACCCAACCCAUCCUGCCGAGGGCCAGGUGAGCAAGGAGCCAGAGGACACCGGGGUGCAGCGGAACAAGGGGCCUCAGCUGAUCUGUCAGCACGUCCAGGCUUUACUCAUUAAGAGGUUCCACCACGCUGUCCGGAGCCACAAAGACUUCCUUGCCCAGAUCGUGCUCCCGGCCGGUUUUGUGUGUCUGGCUUUGCUGCUUGCUGUCAUCAUCCCCCCUUUUGGAGAGUACCCUGCUUUGACGCUUCACCCCUGGAUUUACGGGCAGCAGUACACAUUCUUCAGCUCUGAACAGCCAGGCAAUGAGCAGCUGUCAACUCUUGCUGAGGUCUUCCUGAAUAAACCGGGAUUUGGAAAUCGCUGCCUGAAAGAAGAGUCGCUCCCGAAUUAUCCCUGUGGCAAUUCAACAUCCUGGAAGAUCCCCUCUGUUUCUCCUAACAUCACUCAUCUGUUCCAGAAGCAAAAAUGGACAGCAGACAACCCUUCUCCUGCCUGCAAGUGCAGCACCCGAGAGAAGCUCACAAUGCUCCCAGACUGCCCUGAAGGGGCAGGAGGGCUACCUCCUCCCCAGAGAGUACAACGCAGCACGGAAAUCCUGCAGGACCUCACAAACAGGAACAUCUCAGAUUUCCUUGUGAAAACCUAUCCCACGCUUAUAAGAAGCAGCAUGAAAAGCAAAUAUUGGGUCAAUGAACAAAGGUAUGGAGGGAUUUCCAUUGGAGGAAAGCUCCCGGUCUUCUGUAUCACUGGGGAAGAAGUAGUCGGGUUUUUACGUGACCUUGGUCAACUUAUGAAUGUGAGCGGGGGCCCUGCCACCCAAGAGGCUGCAAAAGAAAUGUCCAAUUUCCUUAAAUAUCUGGAAACUGAAGACAACAUUAAGGUGUGGUUCAACAAUAAAGGUUGGCACGCGAUGGUUACCUUCCUCAAUGUGGCUAACAAUGCAAUCCUGAGAGCCGGCCUGCCAAAAGACAUGGACCCGGAGGACUUUGGAAUCACACUCGUAAACCAGCCACUGAACCUCACCAAGGAGCAGCUCUCUGAGAUCACAGUGCUGACCACUUCCAUCGAUGCCAUGGUGGCCAUCUGUGUGAUCUUUGCCAUGUCCUUUAUCCCAGCCAGCUUUGUUCUCUAUCUGAUCCAGGAGAGAGUGAGCAAAGCUAAGCACCUGCAGUUUGUUAGUGGUGUGAGCCCAACCACCUACUGGGUCACCAACUUCCUGUGGGACAUUGUCAAUUAUGCUGUGAGUGCUGGAAUAGUGGUGGGGAUCUUCAUUGGAUUUCAGAAGCGAGCAUAUACUUCCCCAAACAACCUCCCAGCCCUGAUUGCUCUGCUCUUCCUAUAUGGAUGGGCUGUCAUCCCGAUGAUGUACCCCGCCUCCUUCCUAUUUGAUGUGCCCAGCACAGCUUACGUGGCCUUGUCUUGUACCAACCUCUUCAUUGGGAUCAACAGCACUGCCAUCACGUUCGUCCUUGAGUUGUUUGAAAAUAACAGGGCACUGCUCAGGUUCAGUGCCAUGCUCAGGAAGGCACUGCUCAUCUUUCCUCACUUCUGUCUGGGCCGGGGACUCAUUGACUUAGCCCUGAACCAGGCCGUGACAGAUGUCUACGCCGCCUUUGGUGAGGAACAUUUUUCCAAUCCUUUCCAGUGGGACAUGAUUGGGAAGAAUCUGUUUGCCAUGGCAGUGGAAGGGGUGGUCUAUUUCACUCUGAACCUGCUCCUCCAGCACCACUUCUUCCUCACCAGAUGGAUUGCUGAACCUGCUAAACAACCUAUCACUGACGAAGAUGAUGAUGUGGCUGAAGAAAGACAAAGAAUUCUUAGUGGAGGCAAUAAAACUGAUAUCUUGAGGCUAAAUGAGCUAACCAAGAUUUAUUCAGGUACCACAAGCCCAGCAGUGGACAGGCUGUGUGUUGGUGUUCGCCCUGGAGAGUGCUUUGGCCUCUUGGGAGUGAAUGGUGCUGGUAAGACAACCACGUUCAAGAUGCUCACGGGUGACAUCACAGUGACCUCCGGGGACGCUAUCGUGGCGGGGAAGAGCAUUUUAACCCAAAUUUCUGAAGUCCACCAAAAUAUGGGCUAUUGCCCUCAGUUUGAUGCCAUCGAUGACCUGCUCACAGGCCGAGAACAUCUAUAUCUCUAUGCCCGUCUCCGUGGUGUUCCAACAGAAGAUAUCAAGAGGGUAGCAAACUGGUGCAUUCAGAGCCUGGGUCUGUCUCCCUAUGCAGACCAGCUGGUGGGCAGCUACAGCGGGGGGAAUAAGCGGAAGCUCUCUACUGCCAUUGCUCUGAUUGGCUGCCCACCUCUUGUAUUGCUGGAUGAGCCCACCACAGGGAUGGACCCGCAGUCCAGGCGACUGCUGUGGAACACCAUCGUCGGCAUCAUCAGGGAAGGGAGGGCGGUUGUCCUGACAUCACACAGCAUGGAAGAAUGUGAAGCCCUGUGUACCCGGCUGGCCAUCAUGGUGAAAGGAACCUUCCAGUGCCUGGGAACCAUACAGCACCUCAAAUACAAGUUUGGGGACGGCUACAUUGUCACCAUGAAGAUCAAGCCCCCCAAGGUGGGCUUGCUCCCAGACUUGAACCCAGCCGAGCAGUUCUUACAGGCAAACUUCCCAGACAGCGUGCAGAGAGAGCGACACUAUAACAUGCUACAGUACCGCAUUUCCUCCUCUUCGCUAGCCAGGAUCUUCCAGCUGCUCAUCUCCAACAAGGACAGCCUGUACAUUGAGGAAUACUCGGUCACACAGACCACGCUGGACCAAGUAUUUGUGAACUUUGCUAAGCAGCAGACGGAAGAGGAUGACCUUCCCCUACACCCCCGUGCAGCUGGAGCCAUCCCAGAUGCCAAGUUUGAUGAAGCCUGUGUAUCCCUGCAGAUGGGUGCCUACAUUCAUAAUUGAAUGAAAUGCUGAGAUUCAAUUAGAGGUCUGCUGAAGUGCCCACACAUCGCUGCUUGCUUCCUACAGCAAGAAAGGAAUGAUUGGCAUCCUGAGGCUUGGGUAGUCCUUGAACUCUCUGACGUAAGUACAGUGUUUGUCCUUUGCCCAGAUUGUCAUCUG
This is a messenger RNA of Dromiciops gliroides (monito del monte), 7053 nucleotides long. RefSeq names its product ATP binding cassette subfamily A member 4 (gene ABCA4). The coding region runs from base 31 to 6894 and encodes 2287 amino acids. Gene Ontology annotation, biological process: lipid transport; visual perception; transmembrane transport. NCBI's taxonomy places the organism in Eukaryota, Metazoa, Chordata, Mammalia, Microbiotheria, Microbiotheriidae. The record is from RefSeq and is a predicted model, not a curated record. Gene Ontology annotation, cellular component: intracellular membrane-bounded organelle; plasma membrane. The transcript has 51 exons. Gene Ontology annotation, molecular function: lipid carrier activity; ABC-type transporter activity; ATP binding.